Mustela lutreola (European mink) is the source of this 3109-nucleotide messenger RNA. Its product is annotated as CMRF35-like molecule 6. NCBI's taxonomy places the organism in Eukaryota, Metazoa, Chordata, Mammalia, Carnivora, Mustelidae. The transcript is spliced from 5 exons. Gene Ontology annotation, cellular component: plasma membrane. The coding region runs from base 381 to 1022 and encodes 213 amino acids. Gene Ontology annotation, molecular function: transmembrane signaling receptor activity. The record is from RefSeq and is a predicted model, not a curated record.
AGGAAAUGCUCACAGUGUUGCUCCAUUGUGUGGGGCAAGUGUGGACAGUGAGAGGCGCAGAUGUUGGCUGUGGAAGGGGACUGCAAUCCCAAUCCAGUCCUGGACCAGGAGCUGUCUUGUCAUCGGGAUUGAGUGGAUCCAGGGCACCAGGUCCAGGACUCUGACUCAACUUGUGCUGCUUCUGUCCUCAAGCUUCCUGCACCCCAACCAGCUUGAGUCAGCGUGGAAGAAGAUUGUGAGAGCAAACACAGGCAGGACGAGGAAGCAAAGAGGACCCAGAAAGCAGAAGUGGGCCCUGCAGAGAGGUCCCUCUGUGAGAGACUUGAAAUUGUCCCCCUCAGGAGCCUGGCAUUGCUGUGGGUGACGUCUGUGCUGCAGACAUGACCCCAGGGGACGGGAGGCCGUGGCUGCCUGCAGCGCUGCUCCUUCUGCAGGUCCCAGGUUGUUGGUCUCUGCAUGGCCCCCCCUCUGUGACGGGCACUGUGGGGGGAUCCCAGAGCGUGCAAUGUCAGUACGAGGAGAAAUUCAGAGAGACUCCCAAAUACUGGUGCAAGAGCCCAUGUGUGAGGAGGACGCUAAAGACCGAAGGGGCAGACAUUGAAGGGAGGAAGGAUCGUGUGUCCAUCAGGGACCAUCCUGUAAACCUCACCUUCACAGUGACCUUGGAGAACCUCACAGAGGAUGAUGCCGGGACAUACUGGUGCGGGAUCGAUACAUCAGGGAAACCAGGAUAUUUUUUUGACCGCACCUUCCAAGUUGUGUUGUCUGUGACCCCAGCCAGCACUGCAACCCCCAGCUCUGUGAGGUCCCCCAGCACUCCAGGUCUUCACAGGACACUGCCAGUCCCCACAUGGGACACUGCGACCCGGCAAGAGUCCUCCACUUCCAGCCAACGUCCUGGGCCCUCACUGGAGAGUCAUCCUAUUGAAGACCAGACCACAGAGGGAGAGAAGAGGUCCCUACUGAUCAGCAUCUACUUUCCUCUCCUUCCUGGUCUUGCUUGGAGGUGCCCCUGGUCCUGAGCAUGCUCAGUGAUGUCCUCCAUGGGAACAGGCCUCAGAGGGCAUCUAGAGGGAGGUGGCUUCAGCCUGAUAAAGCCAGUAAUGCCAACUGCCCAUUAAAGGAUAGGAAGAUGGGGUGCACGGGAAGACGGUGGGCAUGAGAAAGGAAUCCAGAUUCAUUGAAACCAAAUGACAAAGAGCCUGUUUGGGUUUGGAUUUCCUGAAAUCAGAUGGGGAGACAAGGACUUAGGUGCGAUUAGUCUAUGGAAUGGUGAUCCCGGGAAGCAUAAAAAGGGAACGAGGGGAUGGGUAAAGCCAAUGAAGCGGGCUUUGAUGGAGGAACUACCACAGGUUAACUGGGCUCCGUCACUGGGUAUCCUCGGAUGUGCUGUGUAGGACGCACCCCACAGAUGUCCCACCGGCCCUGAAAGCUGAGACAGUGAGCAACAUCCAUCUGUCCUCAUGUGGGGAAGAUGGUGGGGCUUCCUGUUGCUCACAGAAAAUGAGGGACGUCCCCUUAUCUAGAGAGAGUAGUGCAGGCAGAGAGGCUUCUUAUACUCUCACAGAGUGAUGAGGGAAGGCCCCUCAUCUGAAGAAAGAGUCUGGCAGGCAGAGGGUCCCUCCUGGGGACAUGGAUUCUGUGGCAUUUCUGGCCUAUUCUGCUCAGCAAGCUGAACUCUCCUAUAGCUAAAGAGAGUCCUCAGGCAAAGAGGUGAGGGAGCUGGAGGGGGGAAACCACUGGCCGGUCCAAGACUGUCCAGAGCUGGCCUGGAGUUCAAGUGGGCAAAGAGGAUAUGAGCCAGGGUGCCAGGCGGGUGUGCAAGAGGGUCCCAAUGUGACCUUGGAGAGGACACCGCCAAACCAUAGGCUGAGAGCCAGGGGAGGGGCUGGCGAGGUGGAGAGCUUCUAGAAAGGUCCCGUGUAGGGAGGGGACACAGCAUUUGUGAGGAGCUGGUGUGGGGACAGUUACUGGGACCCACAGGUGAGGGGACUGGCCAUGAGCUGAGCUUGGGGUGGUCACAUCUGGAGGCUGAUGGAGGUUGUUAAGCAGUUUCAGCAGAAGAGCUUCUCCAGCAAUCAUAUUGAAACUGAGUCCAGACUAGGUUGAGAGAGGAGAGCUUUUAUAAGGGAGCAUUUCACCCUCAAAAUCUGCCCCCGCAGGAGCAAGGGAGUGUUGAGGGUUGUGGGUUCAGAGGGCUGUUUCUGGGAGCCAGAGCCUCCUGGGUCCCUUCUUCUCCCUCUCUCUCCAUUCCUUCCCACCACACCUCAAGUGUCUGCCGUGUCCUGAUGCUCAAGGUCAAGUCUUGAAUGGAGGACAGGACUCUGGGCCUCAGUGCUGGUCCAUCCAGCUUUGAGGCUGAUAUUGAUUUUUGAGGCCACAGGACCUGAGCACAAAGGCAGGUGGGGACAGAGCCUGGGCCUCAUGUCCAGGAGAAACUCCUGCCAGUCACCGUGUCCCUCCUACAGGUCCCUGCUGGGCAGCGUCCACUUCCUGCUCCUCGUUCUGCUGAAGGUGCCCCUGUUUCUGAUGAUGCUCAGUGCCGUGUUCUGGGUCAACAGGCCUCAGUGGGCAAUUUGUGGGCACCAGAGUCAGCCUGAUGAAGACAACCUGCAGCCCUCCUUGCCCAUCGAUAUCCUGUCCAGAGACAACACCACGCAGACCAGAAGAGGAAGAACUUCUGGCCCGAGACCUGUCUCCUCUCCCCUUAUUGCCAAAAACUGGUAACAAACAAAUCAUUCAAUACUUGAGUGAAGCAAUGAGAUCCAUCACUCACACAAGUCGAUGUGUGUGGUGUUUUGCUGGGAAGAAUGGAGGAGGGACGCCCUAGGACUCGUAGCUUGCUGGUGCACAGCCCAGGUGACUAGAGAGCCUGAGGUGAGGGAAGACCUGCUUGUCCAUGACCUUGUCAUCCUGAGAACCCCCAGUGCUGGCUCUCAACUCAACAUUCCUUCCUUCCUACAACCACUCACCAAAUAUUCACCUAAAGCCUGUGUAGCACCAGCCUAGUUUCUAGGUGCUGGGAAGAAAGCAAUCAACAAAACAAGGCCUUUCUAUUUGAAUGGGUGUUUUUGAAAACUAAAUAAAGAAUAUUGGUUUAUAAGAAGAA